GGGCGCAGCCGGGCCGGUGGAGCCGGUGCCAGGCGAAGAUGGCGUACCCCGGGCAGCCGGCGCCCGGCGGGUUCUACCAGGGCGGGUAUGGAGGAGCUCCAGGAGGACCAGCAUUCCCUGGACAAGCUCAGGAUCCUUUGUAUGGUUAUUUUGCUGCAGUAGGAGGGCAGGAUGGACAAAUAGAUGCUGAUGAGCUACAGAGAUGUCUCACCCAGUCAGGGAUUGCAGGAGCAUAUAAACCUUUCAACUUAGAGACUUGCAGACUUAUGAUCUCAAUGCUGGAUAGGGAUAUGUCUGGCACACUGGGAUUUAAUGAGUUUAAAGAACUCUGGGCUGUGGUCAAUGGCUGGAAGCAACACUUUGUAAGUUUUGACAGUGAUGGAAGUGGCACAGUGGAUCGUCAGGAACUGGAGAAAGCUUUGAUGAAUAUGGGAUUUAGACUGAGCCCACAGGCUGUGACUGCAAUCACAAAGCGAUACAGCACUCAAGGAAAGAUUGCAUUUGAUGAUUACAUUGCCUGCUGUGUGAAACUCCGAGCUCUCACUGAAUGCUUUAGAAGAAGGGAUGUAACUCAGCAGGGUUUUGUGAACUUCCACUAUGAUGAUUUCAUACAGUGUGUUAUGAGCAUUUAAAUCAAAAGGAAGCAAGCCGUGGAUGGUCAUGAUUUAACAUUCCAGUUUUAUGAGCAUCUUAAUCAAAAGGAAGCAAGCUGUGGAUGAUCAUGAUUUAACAUUCCAGUAUGUGUUUUGCUUUGCCAAGUUCUCCAAUGAUUGUGUAUCUCAAUAUUGGAAAUUGCAUAUUUUAUGAAGGCAUCCCUUUUCACACAUUUUUUAGUCUUGAUAAUGAAUAUGAACUACUCAUGUACUGUUGUCUUUAACUUCCAGUCUGUGAUUAUUAAAGUUGCUUUUAUUUUCAUAAACUUGCAAUUCAGUAUGUAUAGCUCAGAUCAUGGAAAUGGUAAGAUUUCUCAGUCAUGUGUCUACUUUUUUCCCAUGACUCACUAAAAUCAGUUUCUGGAAUGCAACUUAACAUUUUCCGACUAAACAGUAACGUGUAUGACUUAAGAGCAUACAUAUUUUCUUGUCUUUGACAAUGUAAGACAAAUGUACAAAAAAGGGAUUUUAGAGUGGUCAUUUUGCACUGGUCUGUUAAAACAUCAGUAAGUUUUGGUUACUUACUUUGUCAGCUCUUUUGAAGAUGAAGCCUUUGACACCAUGCACUGAGUGUGAGACUACCUGCUAGAACUUCUAAGCAGGGAUGCAACAAAACAUAGCAGAAAACUCUUCUAGCCUUGUGCCCUAGUACAGGGGGCUUUGUCCUUGUAAGAUUCUUGCUUUGUUUGUGUGACUACAUAAAACACUUUUAAACAUAAAAAA
Messenger RNA from Taeniopygia guttata (zebra finch), 1376 nucleotides. RefSeq names its product sorcin (gene SRI). The record is from RefSeq and is marked provisional. Gene Ontology annotation, molecular function: calcium ion binding. Lineage: Eukaryota; Metazoa; Chordata; Aves; Passeriformes; Estrildidae.